UUUUCAAGCUGUACAUAAGCUGCACGCAUUACAUAAAAUAUAAUAGCAUGUAAACUAUUUACAGUAACCUAUUUUAAAUACUUUUUUCGUUAAUGAAAAUAAGUACUAGCAUAGCGUACUUGUUAAAAAGGAAUUAAUUUAUAAUUAUGUGGCGAUGAAAUUUUGUACAAAUAUCAUUACAAAGUUCUAAUUGAGUUUCUAUAUCGGAUAACGAUAAAAUGGAAUUAGAAUUGCGAAAUGCACUAACAAAGAAGAAAAAGAAGAAACGAUAUAACGAUGAAACGAACUCGCAGUCGUUCAUGAUUAAUACUAACAAAUCUCAAUUAAAAAAUAGCGAUAGCGAUAAUUCGUCCGAAAAUUCUAUUUCUGUUAAUAAAACGACCGCCAAAGAAGGCAUGCAAAAGUCUUUCGAGGUAUUUGAUAGAAAUAAAAUGAAGAAAUUUGGUAAUAAAAAUUCAACGAAUUUGGAGGAAUUUGAAACGAAAUCAGUGAAUGUUUUCGUUGAUAUUCAUCGAGAAUAUAAAGCGGAAAAAUGUCAUGCUGAAAGCAUCGAGAAAAAUGAAACGGCAGAUGAAAAGGCAAAGGCUAUAGGUUUAAAGGAGCCUGAAAGCUUUAAAAUAUUUUCGAGAACAAAUACUUUUCAUGAGAAAAAAGACGAACGAUCGUAUAUUAAUCCGGUCAAGUAUCGAGGUCUUAAAGAAGAAGACGAUGAUAUAGAGGUCGUGGAGUCGAUAGAUUUAAUAGAGGAAUUUCAGGAAUCCUCAAUGGACAAACUAGAUGAGAAAAGAUUCGGAACAAGAAAAAGUAAAUCGACUAAGAAACAUGCUGAUCAAUUUUUUGUCGAAGAAAAAUUCCAUAGCAGAAGACAAUGGGGCGCGCGGGAAAGUGAACCGGAAGUACCAAAAAAGUCGUCCCGGAAACGUUGGUCGAAAGAUACUUCCGUGUUUCGAUUACCAGAUGGAAAAGGCAACUCUUGGACGACAUCGUCGACGGAGAAUGUAUUUCCAUCGGUUCAAGAUUUGGAUGAAUCAAAACAAAAGUCACUCUCCGGCUUCGACAAUGCAGCGUUCGUUUCGGACAACGAAGAGAUUCUCCGAAUUGAGACUGAUCACGAGAACGCGAGAAUCGUAAUGAAAGAAGUCGUUAACGCAUCGAGAAAAUCGGAUCUCUCGCUAGUCGAAAGGAACAUUCCUAAAGAGACGGCUAUCACGAUAGAAAAUUUGGACGUAUCGAAAGAUUUAACUGUCAAACACUUCGAAAGUCGAAACAGAAAUACGGUGCUGGAUGUUGAAAGUAUCGACGACACGCCUCCUAAAAACAAGAAUAGGCAUUCUAACGGAAACGACAAAAGGUAUUCGGACGAUUCGAAUACUUUGCAUAGUUUAGAAAAUGUUACCGUGCAGUCGGAUCAUCGUUCCUCCGAGGAAGUGUUGAUAAAAGAUGAUCGUCGUCAGUCGAUUAAGAAAAUAAAACGAACUCGUAAAAAGCAUUCCGUCGAUGAUGAAAUUCCUUCCAGUCGACAUACCACGUCUACGACCGAGGAUGAUGACCUGAACGAGAAUCGUUCGAGAGAAUCGAUCGACGAGGACAAAUCGAAAAGUUCUGUAGUAAAAAGAAGGAAAUCAACGCAUACGGAAUAUCGGUAUCGGUCGCAAAGCGGAAGGGACAAAAAGAAAAGCCAUCGUAAGAAUGUUUCCGAUUCUUCCGUGCGUAGCUCGUGCCUUAACACCGAGGCGGACUCGAAGAAGAAGAAAAAGAAAAAAAAGGACACGAAGUAUAUUCUCGUGAUUGUUCACAGAGUGAACACGUUAGAGAUCGACUAUAUAACGAGACACCCGAUGGUAAAAGUUCAUAUCGUGAAAACGGAAACUGGAGAGUAUUUGAAAAGCGAAUCUAGCAAGAGAGCCUAUUUGCAACCAGUAAUAACAGGGAAAUUUGACUUUAAAGAAAACAGAUCCAUAGUGCCUGUAUGGGAAGAAGAAUUAGUGUUCGAACACAAUUUCGAGACGCUGUUGAACACCGAUGGCGAGCAAAUCGUAAUCCUUUUCGAGAUCGUCGAUCUGUUGAGUUUCGCCGAGGCCAGUUUCAACUAUGACAAAUUCGGUGCCGAAGGUUGUUGGCAUAAGAUUGCAUGGGCUUUUCUGCGACCCGUGGGAAGGAAUAAUGUCUUUCACGUCAACAAAAUGGUCAGAUUACAAUUGUACAAACCACGGAAAAACGUGAGAAAACUUGAAGGAUUUUGUACGUGCGAAGCGUACACGUGGUGGAAGUCAGGCUUCAGAGAAAAGUAUCCUAGCAGUUUAUUUGUUACCAUGACGUCCAUCGAACCGCCUAAGUUAGAACCUGUUUUCUAUCAGCAAUUAUCAUUACACGAUCUAUCCGAUGUACGUAGCGAAUCACAAAAGGCUUCGACCCAUACUUCAGAUUCCAUAGACUUGCCGAAGUGGACGCGAUUGGCUGCGCAGUCAUGCAAAGUACCGAACGAAAGUAUUUUCGAGACGGACGUUAGUGAAAACGGAUGCUUCUUCGUUGCUUUCAGUAAUGAUGGCAAAUAUUUGGCUUGCAGUCAUUCCGAGGAACACGACUACCCUAUCGUUGUUUACGAGGUUAUCGCGAAGAAGGUUUACGUCCGAUUUUCGGGACACAAGACAUUUGUUUAUUCGCUUCAUUGGUCCAACAACGAUAAGUAUUUGCUUUCUGUUUCAUCCGAUCAGACUGCACGUAUUUGGGACGUCCGGAAUCAGAUCAUACAGCAUGUGGAAAUGAUGCCGCAUCCAUCGUACGUGUAUUGUAGCAAAUUUGGCCCUGAGAACUCUUCGAUCGUAGCGACUGGAUGUUACGAUCGGAUAGCGCGCAUUUGGACGCGAAACAAGAAGUCGAAGAACCGUGAUCUCAGUCAAGAAUUAGAAGGCCACGAAGGCUUCAUAAAUUCAAUGUGCUUUCAAACGAAUAGUAAUUUAUUAACUGCGGAUAGCAUUGGCACGAUAAUUCUAUGGACGGUCAAGAGAAAUCGUAGUGUGCCGUCCAAAAGGGAAUGGCAUAUAUCACGAAAGAUAAGGGUCAGAGAAAUUGAUGGCGUAAUAAUCAACACGAUCGUUUUGCACCCUUUAGAGUCUAGGCUCCUUGUGCACUCGAGGAAUAAUGGAUUGAGAAUGCUGGACCUUGCAACUGGCGUAGUAUUGCAAAAAUACAACGAGCUAAACAAUCAACGGAUACAAUGUACAGCCUGCAUCUCCCCGUGUGGCGGCCUAAUACUUUGCGGAGGCGAGGACUCCACUUUGAACGUGUGGAAUUUGGAGAGUGGCAAUCUUCUCGCGAGAUACACACUCGACCGGAGUUUUCGUGCUGUGACCUGCGUGGAUUAUCAUCCGUACGAUCAUGUGCUGGCCUUCUCGACUUUCGGCAGAUCGGCGCCAGUAAGAGUUCUGAAAUUCAACAAAGACGCAACCGGCGAAGACGUCGGAUUAAAAAUGACGGAAGAUAUUAGAAAUAAAUUGAACAACGACGUUUCAGCGAGAUUUUUUAACGCUUCGGUAACACCUAGGGAGAGAUCGCGAUCGAACAGUAGUAUACGAACACCGGAAGAAAUUUUAAAAGAGAGAAGCUCGCAACGUAGUCGAAAUCGCAAGUUUCAUUUUGUCGAAUCUCCUAGCGGCGUCCUGACAGAGAACAAUGAUAAGCACACCGAUGCGAAACUAAGGCUACUGCGAUUAAACGAAACCGAACGAGCGUUGAAGAGCCAAAGUGCAAACCGAUUGUACAACAUCAUCGAGAAGAUCGAUCGAAUACUAUCGAACACGUCGAGAUCCUCGGGCGAUGUAGAGUCUGGCAGGAACUAUCCUCAUGAAACAAGCAAGAGUAGAGUUUUAACGAAUCGGAACGAGAAUACGGAGAAGGGUAAAACAAAGAUAGGAAGAAAGAAAUCGUUAGAGUAUUGUAGCACCGAUGAUCGUUCAAAUUCGUAUUUCGAUUCGAGUACAGGGAACAGCGUCGAACGCGAAGUCGAGGAAUUGAAAAUGCUACGAAAUACGAAAGCAAGUGACUUCCAUACGAAAAUGAGAUCGAAGAGCGCAAAGGAGAAAAGGAGCAACGAUAUGCACGAUGACGUGGCGAAGACUUUUUCCGACAGUGCAGCUAAUUAUCGAAAGUCCAAAAUUUACGAUGAAAUCGUAGGAAUUAGAAAGCCGGAAAAUAUCGAAACCAAUUUUAUUCGUCCGGCGAAAGAAAAUAAUUCGAAGCAAACAAAUUACCGCGGGAAAAGUUCUUUCAACAAUAAUGGUACCUCGAAUUCAUCUGGAAGUGCUGAAACUUAUAUUGUGGAGAAGAGCAACAGCGAUGAAGAUUCGAUGAAAUUACUGAGAAACGAAAAUUUGAUUCAGAGCGAUACAGAAAACGAUACAAACUUUAUAAAAGAUUACGAAAGUGGAAGUUCAGUACAUAGCAAUGCGACAUUUACCAUCGAAAAUGAAAUUCCUGUUCCGAUGCCUAGACGAAAAAAAUCCAGUCUGACGUAA
Molecule: messenger RNA, 4514 nt
Organism: Colletes gigas
Lineage: Eukaryota; Metazoa; Arthropoda; Insecta; Hymenoptera; Colletidae
Exons: 6
Coding region: 219-4514 (1431 amino acids)
Biological process (GO): motile cilium assembly
Cellular component (GO): ciliary basal body
Molecular function (GO): protein binding
Source: RefSeq, a predicted model, not a curated record